CAUAGGCUAUUUUGGGGAAGACUAAUAGGACAACCCAGAUGGGAAAACGCGACAGCUUGGACGUCUUCAUGCAAACUAAUGCGUUCAUCUUUAUCACAUAAUGAUAAAAAAGGAAAAUACACAGAUCUCUCUAUUAACAUUGUAGAUUUUGCUGUUCUGAGGGAACCGGAUCGCGCUACUACAUUCCCCUCACACACGGAGACAAGGAUCCCGACGUUCACGUUUCCGAAGAAAUGCAGAUCGAAGGACCACCCAUAACAGACCAAGAACUACCCAAAAACAAACCGGAAAAGAAACAGGACAAUAAUCCCCCAGCAAACUGAUAAAGAGCCAGACCAGUGCAUAAUAGAAUUCCAAAGGCUCCCCCCGGACGUGGCAACAGUGCGGCCGAGCUGCGCAUGCGCCUGGACCGCGACCCGAGACUCUCCCUGUGGCUCCUCCGAGGUCUUAUUUUCCCCUGCCGAGUGAUGCAAAGCCAAUGCAUCACCUUUGAUAUCCGACGGAGCUUCUUCUGUGUCAAGGCAGUUCAUUGAAACAUGAAAUUUAAAUACUGUGGGGAUAACAACGCACAGCUGUCCAGUGGGCGAGGCUACACACUUAUGGAGCUACUGAAAGGCUCUGGCGAGUUCUGCAAGGCACAAUAUCACAUCAAAUAAGCAAAAGAAAAAGUCUACUUCAUAUGCCAAUUUGUGUGCGCGUUGCCUGUGUGUAAGUGCGUGAAUAGCGGGAGACUGAACUUGGUGAUGGGGUAAAGUGAAGGUGUGAAAAAUAGCGGGUCCUUCGUGGCUGCAUUGUUGUUUAUGGUCUCUCUGGCCUAAGCUGUGCGGGAGAGGUCCUGAUCUUCAGCCAGCACUUCGGGCUAAAUCAAAAUUAAGGGAUCACUACUACCACACGUCUGGUGGAGGAAGUUCACUAAAAGUCACUCAGUGCUGCCACCUGCCAGUCCCUUCCUUCACAAGCCCCAUCCUCCUCGACCUUUUUACAGUUUUAAUUUUUAUUGGUGAAGAGCCAAAGCGAAUUCCGGCCAGCCUCGUGAGAUUAUCAUUCAUUGUCAUCUUCCCUUGUUGUGAGCUCAAGCAAACCGCACUUCCAACUCCUCAAAAAAAAAGUCCUCAGCUGUGGGAGAGUCUAUAUACCUCUGCUACUGCCUCUUGUUUUUUUUAAGCGGUAUGAGUACUAACAGUGCAAACAUGAGAUCCAAGAGCAUCCGACCAGCGCCCUCUGAAAUUGAAUUCAAGAAUAUGCGCUUCCUUAUCACAGACCGACCCACAGAUGCUACCAUGCAAUCCUAUAUCGAGGAACUCCUGAGGCAUGGUGUGCAUGAUGUGGUUCGAGUCUGUGAACCAACCUACAAAACUGAUGAGCUGAAGAAGGCAGGAAUUUCUGUGAUGGACCUUGUGUUUGAUGAUGGAACAUUCCCCCCAAGUGAGAUUGUUGAUGAAUGGUUAGGGCUGCUGCGUCGCCGACACCGUGAGGACCCAGGUUGCACUGUGGCCGUUCACUGUGUUGCGGGGCUGGGUCGUGCUCCUGUGCUGGUAGCUAUUGCACUCAUAGAGCUUGGCCAGCGCUAUGAAGAUGCUGUGGAACUCAUUAGGCAAAAGAGGCGAGGAGCCAUCAAUGCCAAGCAACUGGCCUAUCUGGAGAAGUACCGUCCCAAGUCUCGACUUAGGCUAAAGAAUGGCCACAAGACUGGUGCGUGCUGUGUGCAGUAAAGAGAAAUGUAAGGAGAGAAAAAAGGAAAAUGUUGUUGAUAGCCUCAAUUACCAAAUCUCCCCUUUCUUGUCAAUUUCCAUGUUGAUUGAUUUAUAUCCAAAGGCUUAUUAUGUCUUCUUGAUAUGUAGUGACUGUAAGAUGUCCAGUACUAGAAUACUGUGCAGCUUCAGUCAUGCCAAGCAAAAUUUGUAGAAUUGACAAGUUGGAGCCCAUGUAUAUUAUAAAAGGAGGCUG
This is a messenger RNA of Penaeus monodon (black tiger shrimp), 1947 nucleotides long. RefSeq names its product protein tyrosine phosphatase type IVA 2-like (gene PRL-1). The record is from RefSeq and is a predicted model, not a curated record. Gene Ontology annotation, molecular function: phosphatase activity. Gene Ontology annotation, cellular component: nucleus. Gene Ontology annotation, biological process: protein dephosphorylation. Lineage: Eukaryota; Metazoa; Arthropoda; Malacostraca; Decapoda; Penaeidae.